This is a messenger RNA of Trichogramma pretiosum, 3770 nucleotides long. It is a transcript of the gene Mink, whose product is annotated as dual specificity protein kinase splB. Lineage: Eukaryota; Metazoa; Arthropoda; Insecta; Hymenoptera; Trichogrammatidae. Bases 365 to 3292 code for a protein of 975 amino acids. The record is from RefSeq and is a predicted model, not a curated record. The transcript has 6 exons.
GAAAAACCGACCCGAUGUUUGUCUGCAUAUAUAUCUCAUAUGGUAUUGUAAUAUCAGGGACUUAUUUUCGCGGCAACAAAACUUAACAGUUUUGUGGCUAUAUAUUGCGCGCGUAAAAUUGCCGACUAUUUUUCUAUGUGCACAUGAUCUGUAGUGCUUGUUCCUCUUGACCCGUAUGCUGGUGAAGUGUCGAUGUGUGUAUAAGUGUGCGUGCGAAAUACCUGCAAAGUUAGUCCGUAAUCAUUAGUGCCCGCUUUUCUGCGAAGAGGGAAACGUUUGUGUUCGGAACUGUUUCUUCCCCAUCGACAAACGACGUAACAAUUUAUUGAACUAAAAUAGAAUACGUCGCGACCAAGACGCAAAAAUGUCGCCGAGAAGGACUAGACGAGGUACCAUUAGAGAGACUAUCAACGAUUCCUCUGUUAUUGAUACCAGUAUCAAAUCGACCAGUAGUCGGAGGACUACUCGUCGCGCCAACAAGAGUCAAAAAGUGGUAGAUACUGACAGUGACACCCAAAUGGAAGCUAACAGUGCUGUAGUUGAUAGUUCAACUGCCCAAAAUGUUACUACAGCAUCCACUCGUAAAAGAAGAAAAACUACUAUAGAGGCUUCCAAAACUCAAGACAGCUUUUUGUCUGCUACUCUUGAUGAAUCCAAGACUAAAAAUCGAUCAAUUAAAAAGCCAGUAAGAACUCCUGCAGUUUCUACCCGAAGAACUCGGGCAAACAAAUCUCAAGUAGAGGAUAUUCAAUUACUCAUGACUGAUGAUGAAGAUUCUAUAGUCAAGAAUAGUGAGAAGAACAAGAAGGCUAACUCAAAUUCUAUUGAAGAUUUAAUAAGCGAAGAUGAAGACGAAAUACCCAAAAAGAAAAGUAAAAUAAUAAAAUCCAAAUCAUCACUGUUACAUAAAGUGACAUCAAAAAUCAGUAAGAAUUCUAAAAAAAAACAGUCAUCAUCAGACAGUUCUGAUUCCAAUGCGGCUGCAGAUGUCACCCCAAAAAGCAGUCCUUUGAAAUUAGUUCUUUCGCCACAUCGUUCUUCAAAGACGCCUAAAAAAUCACCAAUGAAUCCUAAUUCUCCCAAGUCUCAUGUACAAGAUGUCAUUAAAAUGUUGAGUGUUCCCAGAAAACUUCAAAUUUUAGACUCACCAGCAUCAGUAUCUUCAGAUAACUCACACGUUCCUAGAAAACUUCAACUAUUAGACUCACCAGCAUCAAUAACUUCAGAUAACUCAAGCAUUUCUUCGGACUUGAAUCAUAAAAACUCUAGAAGAAAAUCGAGCAUUCAGAAACAAGAAACUAAUAAAAAUAAAUCUUCAAAACUCGAAGGUAGUCAUAGAAGAAAUUUGAAAUUUGAAACAUCAAAAAUCAGAACAACAAGGAGUAAAUCACCUAUGAUAACAGCUAUAAAAAAAAUGAUAGAAGAAAACAAAUCAAACAAAUCCAACUCAAGUUCUCCAGUCUCCCUUGUGGAUUGUAAAACUAGUAACUAUCCCUUAGUUUUUGAAGGUACUACCAAAAAAUCUCCAACCAAAGUAUCAUUUAAAGAUGUUCCUGAAGUACGUUUAUCUCCUAGAGUCAAGUUAUCAAAGUGUGUUAUUUUGGACCAAAAAUCUCAAUUGAGUAAAAAAUCUCCAAAAUCAGAUACUCUAUCAUCACUCAAUGAUAAUUCUGAUUCAUUAGUAACACGAUCUCAUACGAAAAAGAAAAAUUUUCUUUCAAAUUCAACUUCUAAAAUUGAAACAGUUUCAAGUUCUAGAAAUUCUCUUGAUUCCUUUACAAAUACCAAAAAAAGGCUCAAUAAUUCUUUGACCAAACAAAAAGAGUCUCGAAGCUUGUCAUUUAUUUCUGGAAAAAUGCCAAAAAUAUUUCUUAAUUUAGGCAGAUCCAGAAAAACGCCUGUUAAAAAUUCAUCUUUAUCUCCAUCAAAGAAUCAAAAGAUAAAAUCAAGUUCACAAAAUGUUUUAAAAGAGGGAAAUGAUUCAAAAAAAAAUUCUUUAAUUGAUUCUCUUUUGAGCUCUGAUUCUGCCGUAAGCCCCAGAGUUACUAUAAAGAGGCUGUCCCAAGAAGAAGUGAAUAAAUAUCUUAAUUUGAAGAAAACUAGUCUUGUAAAUGACACUCCUGCACAUCUUCUUGAAAAAAAAUUAUUGAGUUUAAAACCUUCAAAUACCUCAACUCCUAGAGACAGAGUAAAACGAACACUUGACACAAGUUCUACCAAAACAAAAACAAAAACCAACAGCUUAUCAGUUUUUGGUAAGUCUUUGAAACCUAAGGCAUUUAAAAAAUUGAGUCCUCAGAAGAAACCAAAUGAUGAACCACGUUUACUAGAAGACGAAUCUGAACCAGAAUAUCAUGACAACUCCCUCAUUAAUGUGAGUGAUAUUUUUAACUUGGACAAUUCAAAAAAAAAUAAUACUUUUGAAGUUGAUGAUGUUGAUUCUAAAUUGCCGUCACUAGAAAAAUCUAAAAAAAAUAACACUUAUGAACUUGAUGAGCCAAAAACUCCAGCCUUGAAAAAAAAAACAAACGAUGGAGACCAAGAAUCCAAAAAAAAUUUCAAAGUUCACUUUGAUAGUACAGCUUUCAAAACACCAUCUCGAAAACCUACUAGUAUAAGUAGAGUGAGCACGCCUGGUAAUAUACUUCACCAAAAAAAUACAUCAAGUCAAAUGAAGACACCUAUUAAUAGUCAUUCAAAUGGCAGUCAAUUACGAAGAGUAAAUUCAGUUUCUGCAUCUGAUAAAAAAACACCAAUUUCAAAAGGUGUGAGACGAUCAAGUUCAAUGUCAGAUGUUAAAUCUAGAAAAAGUACUCAUGAAGCUCAAAUGGCCUCAGUUAAUCGUCUCAGCAGACCAAAAGUUAUUGCAGCAGAAAAAAAACUAGCACCAAAAUCUUUAAUAGCCAAGAGAAUACCCAAUUUCUCUGAAAUCCACAGCAAAAAUUUUCAAAAAAUGGAAUCUGUAGUGGAUAUGAAAAAAAGAGUUGAAGAAAGACAUACAAAUUUAACUGCUAAUGUGCCUCUCAGUGCCAAAAAAGUAAAACCAAAUCAAAUAUCUAGUGAAUCAAAAUUAAAGCCAGCGGCAAAUGAUGCAGUAAAUGGUGCUAUGUACACCAGAUUUGGGUUUAAUAAAGUGAGAAAGAAUGAAGCUGUUGACAUUAUUUCUAAGAAAAAAGGAACCAGUGCAGAUUCAAGGGAGAAGCAACGAGAAAACACUAGGAGUGUCUUGAAAGGUGUGCGUUUGAAUAGGCGAUUCGAAUUUCAAAUGAAAGCGCGUUCAAAGAAUACGUGAUUGGAGUUGCUGUUUUUUUGUAAAUAUAUAACUAUGUACCAUUUUUUGUAAUCUUACAAUAAGAACAAUUGCAAACUUGACUUCAGUAAAAUUAUUACCAGGUAUGGUAUUACUGAGAGAUAUCUGUAGUGUGCUUCUUAAUUUUUUGCAAGUUACAUAUUUUUUAUUUGUAAGAUUAAUUGUUAGGCUAGUUUAAGAGGACUGGCAUGAUUAAAAUUGCAAAAAAAGGCAAGAAAAUUAUUUUACUAAUAAAAUUGUUCGGUAUUAGAACAGCAUUUUUUACAGUUACUUUUGAUGGAUUUAAUAAUCGUCUCAUAAUAAUUAGACGUGAUUUGUAAAAAAAUUGUUUAGUCUUAAUUUUUGGUUUAGAUGACAGUCCUAAAUAAAACGGUUUUUGAUCUACAUAAGAAAACCUUAUGAUAUUUACAUGAAAAACGAAUGUUGUUGUAAAACUUGAAACCAUGGUACCUAAAAAUUA